Messenger RNA from Aspergillus fischeri NRRL 181, 1581 nucleotides. RefSeq names its product putative MFS transporter. Gene Ontology annotation, cellular component: membrane. The transcript is spliced from 9 exons. Gene Ontology annotation, biological process: transmembrane transport. NCBI's taxonomy places the organism in Eukaryota, Fungi, Ascomycota, Eurotiomycetes, Eurotiales, Aspergillaceae. The coding region runs from base 1 to 1581 and encodes 526 amino acids. Gene Ontology annotation, molecular function: transmembrane transporter activity. The record is from RefSeq and is a predicted model, not a curated record.
AUGCCUGACAUCGAAGGUAAAGCCUCCAAGGCCGAAGAGCAGGAGACGGUUACUCCUGUGAAGCCCUUCCACCAUGGAGAGCUGGACCAGGAGACAGCAGCGUACGCGAAUUCAACCGCCAUUCACGUCGAUAAGGCGACUAACCGGCGAUUGUUCUGGAUGAUCAACCGCCGUGUGCUGGUGUGCAUGCUUGCGACGUAUUUCUGUCAAGCACUCGACAAGGGCACACUUGGCUUCGCUUCCAUUAUGGGAAUCCAGACAGACGCACGUCUUGUUGGAAAUGAGUAUAGUUGGCUUGGAACGAUUCUGUACAUUGGUGUGUUGGCAGGGGAGUACCCGACCAAUUUUCUCUUGCAGAAGCUGCCUGUGGGCAAAUACAUUGCGAGCAAUGUGUUCCUCUGGGGUAUUGUGAUUGCUUGUAGCGCUGCGGCGACGAACUUUCCUGGUUUGAUGGUAGUUCGAUUCCUUCUUGGUGUCUUUGAAUCCUGUGUUCAGCCAUGCUUCAUCCUUAUGACAUCAAUGUGGUACACGAGAUCGGAACAGACUAUUCUCACCAGUCUGUGGUAUUGCAUGAUGGGUGUGCAGCUUAUGAUCGGUGGUCUGCUCGCCUACGGUGUCGAACACUACAGAGGCCACUCCAUCAAAUCCUGGCAGCUUCUGUUUCUUGUGCUCGGAGUAGCCACCUGUGCCUGGGCCUUCUUCAUGGGCUGGUAUCUGCCCGAUAGCCCGAUGAAGGCCAAGUGCUGGAGCGAGGAGGACAAGCGACUGAUGGUCGAGCGAGUGCGCGCCAAUGAGACUGGUAUUCAGAACAGAGUGUUCAAGAAGUACCAAGUGCUUGAGGUGCUCAGAGACCCUGCCGUCUGGCUUUAUGCUCUAUUGCAGAUGACCAGCUGCUUGAUCAUCGGCGGACUAGGUGUCUUCUCCAACAUCAUCAUCAAGAGUUUUGGCUUUACCACUUUGCAGACGCAGCUGCUCAACAUCGCACAGGGUGGUGUCACUAUCGCUGUGAUGGUCGGCGGUGCGUCCCUGGCGACCUGGACCAAACAGACUAUUCUUAUCAUGCAUCUGUGGACUAUACCCGCCAUUAUCGGAACGGCCAUCAUCUUCACUAUCCCUCCCACGCCGAAGACCCGCGCCGGUCUACUCAUCGCAUUCUAUUGCACACAGUUCAUUCUCGCCGAAGGCAACCUCCUCUUCUCCCUCAUCUCGAGAAACGUAGCUGGACAGACCAAAAAGUCCACAGUCCUGGCAGUGACCUUCAUCGCCUGGUCCGCCAGCAACGCCGCCGCACCUCAGAUCUUCCGGUCUGACGACGCCCCCAGAUACCACAAAGGCCUGACUGCCCAUUUCUGCCUGUACGCACUCUUCAAUAUCAUCCUCCUGAGCCUGCGGACUGUCCUUAUGGCACGUAAUCGGAAGAAGAGAAGCGCUGCCGCGGCAGCCGGGCAGACCUCACCAUCUGAGUCGUCGGUAGACGAGAAGAUUGAGCACUCGAACGCCUUCUUGGAUCUGACGGACAAAGAGAAUCCGGAUUUUAGGGUACGUUCUCGCACUGCUACUUCAUGGGUCCAUGGAAGCUAA